CUGUCCUCUUUGGGUUUAGAGACCGUAACGGGUUUCUCUGCCUCUGUCUCGCCUUCCUCGCAUCGUUACAUUUGAAUUUGAUUUCAACUGGGUUUUGAUUAUUUUGGGCACUUCCGCCCUUAUCUUGAUUCUCUGGUCUUCGAGGUUUCUGGCUCUCAAUGGCGUCUUUUCUUGUUUCAGGUGGCUUAGGAGCUUCAAAUGUUAAGCUCUUGAAGUUAGACUUUGGUAGAUCAAGAGUUGGUAACGUACAACAAAGGAAUGACUUGGGAGCAUGGUUUGGCCAGAGACCAUCGAAACAUGCAAGGUUGACUAUGUCGCGGCAUUCUGAUAAACCGCAGAGAGUACGUUGCUCUCCAUCGCUGGUAGCUGAGACUGCUACAAGUUUGGCUGAUGGUGACAAAGAUACUAAAUCAUCUCCUUUGACAAGCCAGCUCAUUCCAAAUUCAUCUGAGGUGGAAUCUCUUCUUACAGAAAUAUGCAAUACAACUUCGGUUGCAGAAUUUGAAUUGAAUCUUGGUGGAUUUCGGCUAUAUGUGCUGAGGGACUUGGCUGCGAAAGAUUUACCUCCACCUCCUCCUAGUCCUGCUCCUGUCAGCGUAAAUACUACUGCGGAGUCACCCAAUUCCAAUGAGCCAGUUUCUACUCAAUCUUUGGCUCUUGUCAAACCUGCAACUUCUUCUGUGAGGAUUCAGACAUUUCUUGAGAGAGCUGCAGAUGAAGGCUUGGUAAUUCUCCCAUCUCCAAAGGUGGGGUUUUUCAGGAGAUCUCGGACUAUCAAGGGAAAGCGUGCUCCACCUUCGUGCAAAGAGAAGCAAAUAGUGAAGGAGGGUCAAGUGGUUUGCUACAUUGAACAGCUUGGUGGUGAAAUUCCAAUUGAGUCGGAUGUGUCUGGAGAGGUCAUCAAAAUACUACCCAAAGAUGGGGAUCCUAUUGGAUAUGGUGACGCGCUUGUUGCAAUUCUUCCAUCUUUUCCUGGUAUUAAAAAGCUUCAGUAGACGGUGCAGUUUGUUUUUCACCGUGAAACAUUAGUGGCAGCAAUACUGAGAGAGUGAAUUAAAAGGAGUCCUUAAACCAUCUUUAGUACAGAAUCUGUGCCUCUUGGUGGUUGCAGUUAUAGGCAGAAGAACCAUGUGUGCCUUUUCUUCUUUUUGUUCUUUUGUUUUCCUUAGUUCCAAAGGUUACAAUUUCUGAUCAAGAUUACAAUUUGUGUUUUUUUUUCCCCUUUUUCCUGUUGGUUAUUUCUGUCAUAGUUGAUAGGAGGUUACGUUGAUAUGAACAAUAUUGUUUUGGGAGAAGACCAAAUCUCAAACAAGGUCUUUUUUGA
This is a messenger RNA of Tripterygium wilfordii, 1324 nucleotides long. RefSeq names its product biotin carboxyl carrier protein of acetyl-CoA carboxylase. The transcript is spliced from 9 exons. The coding region runs from base 159 to 995 and encodes 278 amino acids. The record is from RefSeq and is a predicted model, not a curated record. NCBI's taxonomy places the organism in Eukaryota, Viridiplantae, Streptophyta, Magnoliopsida, Celastrales, Celastraceae.